This is a messenger RNA of Triticum turgidum subsp. durum (durum wheat), 198 nucleotides long. NCBI's taxonomy places the organism in Eukaryota, Viridiplantae, Streptophyta, Magnoliopsida, Poales, Poaceae. The record is from the annotation of a GenBank genome assembly.
AUGAGCAAGUCGUCGUGGCCGGAGCUGGUGGGCAUCCUGGCGACGCUGGCGGCGGCGCAGAUCGCGCACGACCGGCCCGACGUCGCCGUCGAGGUGCUCCCGACCGGUGCGGCGGUGACUCACGACUACGACUUCGAGCGUGUCCGCGUCUUCAUCGACCUCGGCGGCGUCGUCUCCAAGACCCCCGUCAUCGGCUAG